Molecule: messenger RNA, 983 nt
Organism: Apis dorsata (giant honeybee)
Lineage: Eukaryota; Metazoa; Arthropoda; Insecta; Hymenoptera; Apidae
Product: ras-related protein Rab-18-B-like
Exons: 5
Coding region: 204-875 (223 amino acids)
Molecular function (GO): GTP binding; GTPase activity
Source: RefSeq, a predicted model, not a curated record
CUUAAGACUGGAACAAAUAUUGAUUGAUUAUUCGGAUGGUUUACAUCAUGCAAGAAGUAUCAUUAUAAAUACUGUUUAUACGAGUCGACUGUUUGAUAGUUGACAUUUUUGAUAAAAUUUAUCUCUUAUCGCAUUUUUGAGUGUCAACAUUAUAAGUAAAUAAAUAAAAAAUAUAUAUAUAUUGAGUGAUAUAAUAUAUAAUAAUGGUUCUGGAUCAAGACGUAUUAACAGUGUUAAAAUUAUUAAUGAUAGGAGAAUCUAAUGUUGGAAAAUCAAGCAUAAUUCUUAGAUUUACGGAGGAUGAAUUUCAUGAAAAUAUGCAAAGCACAGUUGGAAUGGAUUAUAGGACUAAACAAGUUACAAUUGAUGGCAAUACAGUAAAACUUGCAAUUUGGGAUACUGCAGGACAAGAACGUUUUCGUACUUUAACGCCUAGUUAUUAUAGAGAUGGCCAGGGUGCCAUAUUAGUAUAUGAUGUUACAGAUAGAGUUACUUUUAUGAAGUUAGAAACAUGGCUUAAUGAGUUGAAUACAUAUUGUAAUAAAACAGAUAUUAUUAAAAUGGUAGUAGGUAAUAAGAUAGAUUUACCAAACAGGGAAGUAAGCACUGAAGAAGGUCUACAAUUUGCUAGAAGACAUCAAACUCUGUACAUUGAAAGUAGUGCUAAAACAGCAGAUGGAAUCAAAUGUUGUUUUGAAGAACUUGUACAAAAGAUAAUACAAACACCUGGUCUUUGGGAUCGACAUACUCUUCUUAAAUCAUAUGGUAAUGGUAAUAUAGGAAGUACAAGACAUAGAGGUCAAAGAGGCAUACAAUUAGCAGAUGAUUCUCAACCACAUGAACCAUAUUCAAAUUGCUAUUGUACUUUGAUUUAAUCGAUUGUAAUAUAAAUAUUUUAUCAGUGAUUAUUGUAAAGAAACCAUAGCUUGAAUAUGGUCUAUUCAAAAACUAAACAUUAAACUAUGUGAAUUUUGAAGACAAAC